Messenger RNA from Mytilus trossulus (common blue mussel), 7021 nucleotides. RefSeq lists its product as uncharacterized. The coding region runs from base 37 to 4854 and encodes 1605 amino acids. The transcript is spliced from 6 exons. The record is from RefSeq and is a predicted model, not a curated record. NCBI's taxonomy places the organism in Eukaryota, Metazoa, Mollusca, Bivalvia, Mytilida, Mytilidae.
AGAAAAUAUCCGAAUGUGCAAAGCAGACGAUUGGCAAUGGAAUUUAUUUCCAUGCAAGAACUGAUAGAAAAACUCUCUCCUCACGAUAAAGCAGCCCUCAUUCAUGUCGUUGAAAUCCACGAUAAAUAUUGUGAACAAUGCAUAAAACACAAAGAGCUAAAACAUGAGUGUUCUGAUCAACAUGAAGCUCAGUUAAUUGAUACUACCACAGAACAUAUAGAAACUGCAUCUAUCAUAUUAAACUGUCCAGACUAUGCUUCUGACAAAACCACAGAAAAUUAUGUUGAAUGUAAAGACCAAGUUUCUUAUAAUGAUAAAUCACCAGAAAGCCAGGGAUGGAGUGACACACCUCUUUGUAUGGAUGUUGAUAAUGAAGAACAAAGUGAUGAUUCAUGUCUGCAUGACAAAGUUACAGAUUGUCCAGAGGUCACUCCAAUUGUGCAAAAUGAGGUCAGUGAGAAAGGACCUGUGGACAAAAAAAUUGAAGCCGGAGGGUCGAAGACAACAAAAUGUGCAAUUCAUCUCUUUAAAAAGUGGUUAAAACAGAAUGGAAUAAACCAGGAUUUUGAGUACUUGGCUGUUGACAAAAUUGCAGAACAUGUAAGGCUUAUGGGAACGACCAAAACAUUAAACAGAAAUCUAUUGUAUCCCCCUCGAACAAUGCAUUUUAUAAGGUCCUCUGUAAUGCAAUAUCUUAAUUCUCAACCUUACAAUAGAAGAAUUUCUCAAGCAUUCUUUAAAAUGAGCACAGAAAACAGGAAAACAACAGAAAACACGAACAUGUAUGAUCUGUCAUUAAGGAAUCCUAUAACACAACCAGAUUUAAGGAAGAUAUAUACCAGUGGAAUCUUUGGAAAUGGUGAAAACUAUACUCCAAAGUUGUUAUUGUACAAAGUAUGGUUUGAACUAACCCUACAUUUCAGUAACUUUUUGAGGAAAAAUGGAAGUAGGUUAAGAAGAGAAGAAUUGAAGAUAGCUACUGAUGAAAAAGGAAGAUUGUUUUGUACCUUUUGUUUAAAUGAAAUGGUUGAUACUAGAUGGAUGGAUGCUCCAAGGAUUUAUAGCAUGCCUGGAAACCCUUUUUGUCCAAUGAAAAGUAUACUGCUAUAUAUUAGCCAUCUAAAUCCUUAUAAUGACCUGCUGUUUCAGAAACCAGCAAAAUUUUUCAAACACGAUGCAGAAUGGUAUACUAGUUCACCCCUGAGUCAGCAUACAAUCAAGAAAAUAAUGAAAGUCAUCUCCAAAAGUGCUGGUUUAAGCAUCGACUAUCCAAACAUAUGUGUCCGUGAGACAGCUUUUGUUAUUUUGUAUGAAGCAGGACUUUGGGAUGAUGAUGAAUAUAAGAAAUGUUGGGUAAGAGGAAAGGGUAUUAAUGUUGGCUCAAGGAAAGAGGAAAUUUUCUUAAAAUUACAACAUUAUAUACAUGGUGACAAGGGUGAAAUAACACAACCAAGAUCUACUGCUAUAAACAAACAGGCAGAGGAUGAAGCAGAUAAAACAAAACCAGCAACUACAAUAAAUAUGAUUGACAAUUCAAAUAUUCAAGUUGCUCAUGAUACACAGAAGAAACAGCAAAAUGAUAUAUCACUUGUUGUUCAACAAACUAAAAACCAAGAAAAUACAGAGGAGCAAAAAACAGGUACCAGUCAGCAGACCGUUGAUACAGCCACCAGACAGACUGACACAGAAAUAAGUAAGAUUCCUCAAGAUGAGCAGAGUAAACAACAAAACAACAGAAACAGUAGUAACAGCAGUGAUGGCAUUAUGGUGUUUGAUUACAUGAAGUCUAUAUCCAACUGUCAGACAAAUAUAAAUCAAACAAGUACUCUGACUCAAUCAAGCAAAGGCAGUCAACCAGCAAAAGUGACAAGCAACCUAAAACUUCCUAAACAUGUUAUAAUCAGAGCACCCUAUAAUUCUGUUAAGAUAGAAAAUAUCCAAUCAGACAACAGUAAUUUGCUUAACCCUGCUUAUAAAAGGGAGCAAAAUGAUAGUGGGAAUACAACAAUGGCAAAUAAAAAACCAUUUAUGCCAGUACUGAAAGUUCCCCCGACUAGCAACCAAGAUAAAGUAUUGCAACACCAACAAGUUUCAGCAGCUAGUAAACUUAGUCCAGGCUGUUCAUACAUGAUUCCCCAUACAUCAUGGUCAGAUAACCAAGGACAUGUAAAUUAUUUGUUUAUGAAUACAAAUCAGUGUAUGCCUAAAACAAAUGUGGACCAGAAAGAUAAAUUACCACUCAUCCAAGUAAUAGACAAAAAAAAUAAACAAGAGAGUAAAUAUGUCAACUGUAAAGAGAGUAAGGCAAAUACAACAAUGGAGAAAACUCACAGCAUUCAAGCUACUAGGGAAGCAAUUACUAUACUGGCAAAGCCACAGGAUUGUCUAAAAACACAAGAAAUGAUACAAAGAAAAUCCCCAAGUAAUGACAGUAGAACCUGUAAAGUUACACCUAUUGUGAGACAUAAACCAACAGAAAAACAUACUAUGAAAAGAUCUGAACAAACUAGACAACAACAUGCUAACAUAGAACAGAAAAAUACUUCUCAGCUUUUAGAUGUAGCAGACAUAGAAAGUCCAAACUCCUCCAUUGAAAACCCUACCAUGACAAGAUCUGAACAAGCUAGACAACAAUAUGGUAAUAUAAAGCAGAAAAAUAUGAAUCAAUGUUUAGAUGUUCCCGACAUAGAAAGUCCAAACUCCACAACUGAAAUAAAUUCACAAAACCUAACAAAAACCAAACAGUUUGUCUUUGUAAACAAGAAGGGAGUAAAAUGUGUGAAAACAAUAGAUACUUCUAUGUUUAGAACAAGUACAGAAACAACCGCCACAAAAAUAGUCCAGACACAAAAUUUAGAAACCCCUGUAGUAUCAUUAAAUCAGAAACCAGAACAAAAAAGAAUAGGUGGAACUCCUGUUUAUUUUGCAAAUGAGAAAGAUCCAAGGUCAUUGUCUGAUAUUCUUCAUAAAAACUUAACAUCAGCAAAAAUGGAAUCUUGUAAAAAUGGAAAAAGUGUCAACAAAUCAAUGACUAUGCAGAUGAAACCUAGUUCUGUUCAAAUGAUUCACAUUGAGACUGUCCUUGAAAAUCAUAAAAUUGAACAUGGCAACAUUUCUGAAGAAGACAAAACAUCUCAAGAGAGAGCAGAACUAAACAUGAAUACCAAUUCAGAAGAAAAUAUUGCUCCAAUAAUAUCUUUUGAUGAGAAAAGUAAAUUAUGGGUUGUUCAAAAUAUGAAUGAUUUCGUAAACCACAAAAUGCCUUCUAAAUCAGAUACAGAUAACAUUGGAAGGAAAGAAAUGCCAACUAAACAUGAAAAUCGAGAAAAAAGUAAAAUUAGUAGCGAAAACUGCAUAGAGACCGACAUUCAUUAUGCCAAGGAGAGUCCAAAGCCUGAUUAUAAAAUAAAAGCAAGUAAUCUUGAACAUAUACAGACUUUAAUCAAGGAAAAGGUACAAAAUCUCAACAAAAGGAGACAUCUAGAGACCUUAAUCCAGGAAAAGGUACACAAGCUCAAGAAAAGGAAACAUCUAGAGACCUUAAUCCAGGAAAAGGUACACAAUCUUAAGAAAAGGAAACAGAGCACUCAAGUACAUGUUAAGGAAAAGUUGAACAGUUCCCUGAAUGUCAUUUCUGGUGCACAGAAAGUGGAAGUAAAAGAAAAAUUAGAAAAAUGUGCAUUUGAUAAAGUUACAAAAGGAAAGAACUUAUUAGAUAGGCGAAAAGUUAUAAUGGAAAACAGUUGUAACUUUUUAAUUACUGAUGUAAAAUCUAUAGAUACUUUUAAUACUGAUGACACUAACUGGAGAGCAGAGGAAAACAAUACUGAUGAAAACAAUAACUCUGAAAUAAUAUCAGAAAACAUAAUACAUGAAGAAGUAGAAAAAAUACCAGAGAAAGUGGUUAAUAACACAGAUCUGAAGGUAAAAUCAGAGUCUAAUUUUGAUGAGUUUUUGCCAAAGUUUCAACAGCAAUUUUCACAAAGGAAGGAUAAAAUAGCAAAGAUACUAAAAAAGAUUCAAGCGGAUUCAAAAAGAUUAGAAAUUCUGAAGACAUUGACAAAGAGAUCAAAUACCAUGGAUGUGAAUUUAGAAUCUGAAUCGAACAUGGAACAUUAUGGUCAAAAUAUUCAAUCUACUGAGAUCAGUACUGAAAGAUUAACAGAGGAGGAUAAAAACAAAUUGCCACAUGAAUUUGUUGAAAAACCUAGCCAUACAGGUCAUUUAAUGAAACCUAAAAAAUUUGUGUUCAAAAAGAGGAAACAAUGUAAUGAGAAAGGAUCAAAUAAAACUAUUGUACAACAAAAUACUGAAACAGAAGAAACUCAAAAUGAUUUAUCAGAAACAGAAAAAGAACAUUUUUCACCAUUGAAAUUAGCUUUCAGAAAAAAAGAGGGAAACGAAUAUGAGAUUAUUAAGUAUCAAAAUUCCAAUAACGUUUUUUAUUCACCCUCAUUUAGCAAGGAUUCUCCUGAUAAUAGAAAUAUACUCCAAAAGAAAGAAAGGAAUAAAAGUUAUGGAGAGAAGCUAGCUGAAUACAAGAAAAGAAAAUCCUUACAUGAUGAAAAAGAUGAAAGGGACAUUGAAAACAUGGAAUUUUACAUUGAGCAGAACAAUGAAAAAGAGAUUGACUGCACUUCUGUCCCGUUACCAUUCAAGAAAAGAAUCAGGAUGAAUCAAUCUUAUCAGACUCAACAGCAUAACAGUGAGGAAGAAGACCAGCACUUGAACUACAGUUUGACAGAAAAGGAGACUUUUUCUGAUUCUGACUGGAGUCUUAGUGAUGAACCAAGUCUGCUGAAAUGUGUAAAUACAGCUACAUUUAACUUUGCAGAUAUAGAAAAUGAUGUUUAAUCACUUUCUAUUUAUCUAUAUACCUACAAGUAUAUCUGGCAAUACAAUUCAUAUAUUUUGCUAAGAAAAGAUGAUAAAUUAUUAUUAAUGAUUUCAAAACAUCCAUAGAAAUCAUGACUAUUACUAGAUAUCCUACAGUUUGUUUUUUCUUGAGUGUUUGAUGUAGUAAAACAGAUGAAUAGGGAACUUGUAUUGUUAGAAACUUAGCUAUGAUAUACACUAAGGUAAAUUAUUGACUUUUUUGAAAGCUUUAAACAUAAAAAAAGUUGGAAACCCCUUGAUAAUUCACAAAUACCUAGCCUUAUCCUUAAAGCUUGCCUUAAACAUAUUGCUUAAACAUUCAAAUAAAUCAAUUACAUUCUGACUUAUGUAAUGUAAUGUCAUUAAAGAGUUAUAAUUAAUUAAAGACAUUACUAGUUACAUAGUGUGUUAGUGACCUAAUACAUGUAUACGGGGUCAGUAAAUUCCAUUUGGGUCGAGGGCGAACACCAUAUGGAAUUUACUGACCCUAUAUAUAAUAUAUUAGGUCACUAUCACACUAUGUAACAAAUUUAUCUCACUGACUAACUUUAUAUGUUGAAUUUAGACUUAGAGUUGUCUCUUUGCAAUCAUACCACCUCUUCUUAUUUUAUAUUAUUAAAGUGUUCAAAUGUUCAAUUUUAAGAACCUACUUACAUUGGUCUGCACAAAAAAGCUAAUGUCAACAAUUACAAUAUGAUAUCAACAACUUUGAUAUAACAAUAUUAAACAAAACUUUCAAAACAUUUAAAUGAAUAGUGCCAAGGUAGUAAUUCCACUACUAACCGUGUAUUAAAAUAACCCCUGCCUCCCUACUAACCUAAUAUAGAAUAUACAGGAUCUCCACACAGAUGCUCUUAACCAAUCAUAUUCCUAGAAAUAUAUAGGAAGUGAGAUAAAUAUGUUUCAUUUUCUCUUAAAAACUCAUCAACCAGUAUAGAAUUACCAUAAAUUAUCUCCCUUUAGUGACAUUAUUUUUAAGCAUUCUUGUUUAUAUUGAGUGACUAGUUUUCUUUUAUUGUUGUUAACUAAUGUUAUGCUUUAAGUUAUUCCUAAUGUUAUUGAGGUGAAUGUAAUUGAAGCUUUUUUGUUAUUAUGAUUAAAUUGUUUUCUAUUUUUACAUUUCUUUCGUAUCCAAUGUUGUGUUGAACUGUGGUGAACUUGCCUUUUUUGUAGUGCAUAUUGCAAUCUUAUUCUCAUAAAAACUUUUUUUUAUCUUUGAACUGUGAAAUUGUAAACAAAUGUGAAUUAACAUGUGUAAGACAAUGGGUCACAUAUCAUGACAUUUAUCUGUUUCAACCUUUUACCUCAAGGUCAAAAUUAUUGCUUUUUGGGGACAUUUUUUUCUGUCAAUGCAGUUUAAAAUUUAUCACUGGGUGUUGUGCCCCUCCACCUCAUGUUAAAUGGGGUUAAUCAUCUUUCAAAAUUGGUUCAGAUUCCCAUUUCUAUACCAUAUGAAGUCCUCAUUUAUUGUCUUAUGUAGAUCCUUAUAUUUUACUAAUACUGGACAUUUUGUCCACUAGAAAAGUGCCCCAUCCUUCCAUAUCAUUCACUAUUAAAUAUCUUGAAAACUGUUCAUAUCAUAUAAUGACGUAUUCCUGAAUCAUAUAUACUGGUAUAUUUUAUUGCUAGGAACAAAACCUUUUUAGUUCAACUUAUAUUUUGUCCCUUUGAGGUAUGCAAUGUCCCAAAACAAUGAUAGGCAACAGACACCAAGUCAUGAAAAAAACUAUCAUGACCAUUUUGGCUAGGUGGGCUUUAUAGUUAGAUGAAAAUUCACAACUUCAGUAAGAUGAAAAUUCACAACUUCAGUAAUAACUCUUUUUCAAAAUAAAUUUAAAAUUUAUCAGACAUUCUUCUAAACUGAAUGAUUGACAAAUUUUCCUUACAGUAUUAGUCAUUGUAUGGCAUAGAAAAUAUCCUCAAAAUAAAUUAGUGUGUGGUUAUUAGAGGCGUUGUAAAACAUAAAAUGUUACAGUUGUUUUAAAAGCAAGGAUUGGAUUUAUAUAAACAGAGUUGUUGUAUAGAUCUUGCAUUCAGGGAAUCAAUGGUUACAGUUUUAUACAUGUAUAAACAGACAGUUUUACUUGUUACAUUGUUGUAGACAGUUAUAUAUUGUUUGCUCUUGUUUAUUAAAACUUAAAAUGUU